UCCUAAAGUAUGGAGGAUGUACGGUACGAGCUGACCGUGAAGGCGGCGUGGUGCCAAGCGUAAUUGCUGGCCAAUAGAGACCACUCUCCAGGUGCGGCCACGGGCUACAGAGUGGCGUCACUGUCCGCGCGAACACAAUAGAACGACGGUAGAGAUUAUGGAAAGCAAGCAGAGCCAGGUGCUGAACCUUGAGCGGGUGCAGGCGCUGGAAACCUGGCUGAAAACAACCAACACAAAGCUGGCUCAAGUGAAUGGCCAGAGGAAGUAUGGCGGACCACCUGAGGUGUGGGACGGCCCCCCCCCAGGAUCCCGCUGUGAGGUGUUUAUCAGCCAGAUCCCGCGGGACACCUAUGAGGAUCUCUUGAUCCCCCUGUUCAGCUCUAUAGGACCCCUCUGGGAGUUCCGGCUCAUGAUGAACUUCAGCGGCCAGAACCGCGGCUUCGCCUACGGAAAAUAUGGCUUACCAGCUGUGGCCACCGAAGCCAUCCGCCUUCUGCACGGUCACAUGUUGGAGCCCGGCUUCCGCCUCAGUGUCCGCCGCAGUACAGAGAAGAGACACCUCUGUAUCGGAGACCUGCCAGGCGCCACCAGGCAAGAGGACCUACUGCAGGUGCUGUGUGUUCUGACGGAGGGGGUGGAGAGAAUGUCUCUGAAGGCGGGGCCUGGUAUAGAGGAGGUGUCUGCUAUUGUCGCCUUCUCAUCCCACCAUGCUGCUUCCAUGGCCAAGAAGGUGCUAGUGGAAGCAUUCAGAAAGCAGUUUGCGUUGAACAUCUCAAUUAAAUGGCAUUCGACCGUGAAGCUGAGCAUGGACGAUCUACCUCCUCCACACAAACCUUCAAAGACCCUCCUGCCAUCCCCCCUGAAGCCGCCGCGCCACAUCCUCAACUCUGCACAGCAUUCAGCCCUGCCUCCUCGUCUGGCCCGCCCUCCAUCCAUACCCCUUGGUUUCUGUAGAACAGUGGGAGGACCCACUGCACCCCCUCCCAGCUCCUCCUCCUUCUUCUUUUCCUUUCAGGGUCAUCUCGCGUCUACAGCAUCCUCAUCUUCCCCUGUGAUACUACUUCGUAAGCUGUGUGAGGGGACUGCUGUCGGCCAGCCGCUCUAUGAGAUGCACUACAGCCACGCUGGGCCUGAUGGAUUCCUCUACUUCACCUAUAAGGUGUGUAUCCCCGGGAUAACCUCAGCCUUCGAAGGGCUGGUCAUGAUCUUGCCGGGACCCACUGCCACCACCAUGCUGGAGGAAGCUCGGCGGGCUGCAGCCCAGCAGGUUCUGCAGAGGGUGUACACUAACCAGCUUGCCCACUGACAAGCCUCUCAGUAGAAUACAGUCCACCUCCAGUCCACUAUUUGUUUUGUCAAUGAUGUUAUAUCUAAAACAGAUGUUUAAUCUUCGAUGUAGUUUGUUGAUUUCUGCAUGUUUUUUUAUAGUAGACUUGUUUAACUUUCUGUGUUUUGUUUUAUGCAUGCUUUUUAUUGUGCGUUACUAUUUCAUUGGUUCCUCAUUUUAAUUAAAUGAGAUUUGAAA
This is a messenger RNA of Cottoperca gobio, 1525 nucleotides long. RefSeq names its product DND microRNA-mediated repression inhibitor 1 (gene dnd1). Lineage: Eukaryota; Metazoa; Chordata; Actinopteri; Perciformes; Bovichtidae. Gene Ontology annotation, molecular function: RNA binding. The transcript has 5 exons. The record is from RefSeq and is a predicted model, not a curated record. Bases 158 to 1306 code for a protein of 382 amino acids.